Messenger RNA from Camellia sinensis, 1351 nucleotides. RefSeq lists its product as uncharacterized. NCBI's taxonomy places the organism in Eukaryota, Viridiplantae, Streptophyta, Magnoliopsida, Ericales, Theaceae. The record is from RefSeq and is a predicted model, not a curated record. Gene Ontology annotation, molecular function: zinc ion binding.
CAGGGGAGGACUCUCCAAAGGCUUCUCUCUCUCUCUCUCACUCUCACUCUCACUCUCACUCCAACUUCUGUACCAAAAGCAUGACUGUUCUAUCUCAAAGACUCUUGUUUUCUUCCUCCAACCCUCCUCUGUUCUCAUUUCCCUCUCUGCAUUACACAAAUUGAAAACUCUUACUUCUAAAUUCCCUUCCCAAUUAUUUUUUUUUUAAUUUUUUCAUUUUUUCCCCCCAAUAUCUCUGUAUCGUGAUCUUUGCAAAGUGAAUGAAAUGCGAUUUAAAAAUUCACUUAAUCUACUACCCACUUACUUAAAUGUCUCUAUUUUCAAUAUAUAUAGACAUUUAAUUUAGCUCUUGAUUAAGAGUUCAAAUCUGUCAAUCAAGCUUCGAACUUUGGAACCUUUUGGUGCUCUGUUUUCCCCUCAAUUUUAUCAUUUUGGUUCUGGGUUUUUCCAAAUGUCACACAUCGACUUAGAAUGCGGUGGUGAUGGUGGUGAUCACCGCCUCUCCUCCCCCGCCGUGAGCGACGGAGACGAAGGUUCUUUCCAUUCUCAGUUCUAUUCCAUCAAUGAUGGGUCGUGCGACGAUUAUGGGUCUGAUCUCGAGACUAAUGUUGUUUCGGAUUCUCUGUGGUUGUCCUCGGCGGUGGACUCAGAUUACUCUGCUGAUAUCGAAAAUGGGGUUCGUGAAAUCAAGGUUCAUUUGGGGAGAGUAGAGAGAGAUUGUCGAAUUUGUCAACUCAGUUUGGAGAGUACUAAGCCAGAGUCUGGAAUUGCAAUCGAAUUGGGUUGUUCUUGCAAGGAUGACUUGGCUGCUGCACAUAAGAGUUGUGCUGAAGCUUGGUUCAAGAUUAAGGGAAAUAAGACUUGCGAAAUUUGCAAUUCUGUUGCACGUAAUGUACUUAACGCAAAUGACAUUGAGUCAACACAGCAAACGAAUGAGACCAAUGUCACAGCAACAAACGCUGUCUCAGCUCCUCCCUCUGCAGAGAUGCGAAGAUGUUUGAAUGGUCACCGCUUAGUGAACUUCCUUCUUGCUUGCAUGGUCUUUGCAUUCGUCAUAUCUUGGCUCUUUCACUUCAACAUCCAAUCGUGAAAACCCCUGAUGGCAGUUCUUUUCUGCAAAAAUUUCGAUGAUUUGAUGAUUAGCAACAAGACGGUUUUAAGCCUGCCACGUUCAUCUAGGUAUAUCUAUCUAUUAGGUCAUAGUUGUUCCUCCUUACUUGUUAAGAGUUGGUUGAAUCCAUAUUUGCAUAUUCUAGAGUUUCUUAAUCCAUUUUAUGAAUAUCUCUUGUUGGUUUUUCUGUAACAGUUUAAAAAUUAUAUUAUAUUAAACCAUGUUAAUGGUUUCUGAUAA